Messenger RNA from Cokeromyces recurvatus, 501 nucleotides. RefSeq lists its product as uncharacterized. Bases 1 to 501 code for a protein of 166 amino acids. The transcript is spliced from 2 exons. The record is from RefSeq and is a predicted model, not a curated record. Lineage: Eukaryota; Fungi; Mucoromycota; Mucoromycetes; Mucorales; Mucoraceae.
AUGUUAUAUCAAAUAGUAUAUAAGCUUAAAGAUGAUGAAGCAAAAACAAUUCCAUUCGCAGCAAUCCAGAGGCAGCACCGUAGUAAUACGGCACCAACACAAUUGACCGCAUGGGGGGGUCGAUGCAAGGGCAGCACCCUAGCUCCUAGAAUUGUUACGGACUACCGGUUUCAUAACCUUUCUUUGCCCUUCAACUAUGCUCGCGGUAGGUGUCACGUUGCAGCUAACAAAAUAGCCACGCCGUCAAGUCCGUUCUUCAUCUGGCAUCUCACAAUCCCAUUCGCAGCAAUCCAGAGGCAGCACCGUAAUAAUAUGGCACCAACACAAUUGACUGCAUGGGGGGGUCGAUGCAAGGGCAGCACUCUAGCUCCUGGGAUUGUUACGGACUACCGGUUUCAUAACCUUUCUUUGCCCUUCAACUAUGCUCGCGGUAGGUGUCACGUUGCAGCUAAUAAAAUAGCCACGCCGUCAAGUCCGAUUUUGGCGAUGCCAAUAGCUUAG